AUGACUGGCAUUUCUCUAUCCCAGGUCGUAGAGAAAUUUUGGAAAAUUGAGGAACUGCCUCAAGUUCUCAAUCCCAAUCCUGAGGAGUUAGAGUGCGAACGUAUUUUUAGGAAUGGCAUCACCCGUGAGAGUGACGGUCGUUUUAUGGUCCGACUUCCGUUUAUCUAUUAUCGUCCCCAGCGUGGUGAAUACAAGUAUACAGCGGUUAAGUGUUUCCUAAAUUUAGAAAGACGUUUCAAUGCCAACUCACAGCUUCGUGAAAAAUGUAUUAUAUUUAUGCGUGAGUACAUAGAUCUUCACCAUAUGUCUCCCAUUUCCUAUAAUCCAUCAUUACUUGAGCAUUAUUAUAUUCCCCAUCACGGAGUGUUUAAGGCCGACGACCACUCUAAAAUUCGUGUUGUUUUUAAUGGAAGUAGUCCAAACUCUAAUGGUAUUUCAUUAAACCAGUGUUUACACACAGGUCCCAAGCUCCGACGAGAUAUCACUCAUAUCCUUCUUAAUUUCCGUAGACAUGCUGUGGUCUUUGUGACAGACAUAAAAAUGAUAUUCCGGAUGACCUGGGUGCACCCCAAUGAUCGUCGGUAUCAGUUAAUCUUGUGGCGUGAAUCCCCAUCUGCACUUCUUGUUACGUACGAGUUAGCUACAAAUACUUACGGCCUACGGUCUAGUCCCUACAUUUCCAUUCGUACCCUUUUAGAGCUUGCUGAACGUGAGCGCUCAUCAUACCCACGAGCAGCUGCUGUUCUGGAAAAUGAUAUUUAUGUUGAUGACUGCCUAACCGGAGCGAGUUCACUCGGUGAAGCUCAAAUAUUAAAAACAGAACUUCAGUCCCUAAUGGCCUGUGGUGGUUAUGAGUUGAGAAAAUGGAUCAGUAAUGAACCCGAAUUGCUCAAAGACAUACCCCUCGAACAUCUACAGGGUCCAUAUGAAUUUCAUGACCCAGAUAACCCACCAACCAUUCCUGUACUUGGUAUUCAGUAUAAUCCGACUGCAGAUUCCUUUACAUGCAGUUUUUCCUUUAAGCCUCAGAAGUCCCUAACCAAGCGUACAGUUCUCUCCCUCAUCGCUCGUAUUUAUGAUCCAUGUGGAUGGAUAUCUCCAGUUGUAUUUAAAGCCAAAGCGUUUAUACAACGUCUAUGGAUGUCGGACCUCAACUGGGAUGAUCCUCUUAACCAAUCCCUUUCUGAUGAGUGGUUAUUAUUUGUACAAGACCUGGAGAAUAUUAAACAGCUGAGCAUUCCUCGUCGGAUAUUGCCUGCGGAUGCCACUUCCAUUUCCUCACAUCACAGCCUGCACGGCUUUUGUGAUGCUUCGGAGGCUGGUUAUGCAGCUGUUGUAUACCUUAGGACUGAAUCCUCUUCUGGCCAUUGUUCCGUCCAUCUCCUCAUUUCUAAGAGUAAGAUUGCUCCUAUCCGUACUCGUCUCGCAAUUCCAAGUUGGAAUUGCAAGGAGCUGUGCUCCUCACAAAAUUAA
Messenger RNA from Achroia grisella, 1473 nucleotides. RefSeq lists its product as uncharacterized. The transcript has a single exon. The coding region runs from base 1 to 1473 and encodes 490 amino acids. Lineage: Eukaryota; Metazoa; Arthropoda; Insecta; Lepidoptera; Pyralidae. The record is from RefSeq and is a predicted model, not a curated record.